Linum tenue is the source of this 1551-nucleotide messenger RNA. Lineage: Eukaryota; Viridiplantae; Streptophyta; Magnoliopsida; Malpighiales; Linaceae. The record is from the annotation of a GenBank genome assembly.
UUUUUACUUCCUGAAAUUCACUCUCAAGUUAGUUUGACCUCUGAUGACUUCGUGUUCGUACAAACAGAGACAAAGCAAACGAUUGCUUUCUCCUGCCGACCUGAAUAAGGACACAGGCGCAAUAAGUGGUGGAAACCCAAGAACUGGGCAACGAACAGUGAGCGGAUACGGAGCACAGAAAAGUAGGUUUCCUCUAGUCAAAAACUCUUUCUCCCUCGAUUCUUCAAAUCCACUGACUGACUCGUUGUCUCCUUCAUUUCCUUCUGCGCCCUCUCCCUGUCUCUCUGUGGCAUACGCCGCCUUCAGGAGGAGUCGAUGGCGGCGUCGAUGAAGAUCAUCUUCGGCCUCCUCACUUUCGUCACCGUCGGGAUGAUUAUCGGAAUUUCUCAUUGGUGGAAUUAUAAAGAAGCAGAGAUCCUAAGGCUUGGACAUGUCCAACCUGAAAUCAUUAGUUGGUCCCCAAGAAUUAUCGUAUUGCAUAAUUUUUUGAGUAUGGAGUCAAUCAUGAGCAAUUCAUCCUGCAAUAAGCUUAGGGAAUGUCAUGAUGGAUAUGUGGCCUUGAGAGAUGAUAAUGAGUACUUUGAUAACCUGCAGGAAUGUGACUAUCUUCGGGCCUUAGCCAAACCCCGCCUUCAGGUAUCCACCGUGGUGGAUACAAAAACUGGAAAGGGUGUAAAGAGUAAUGUGAGGACAAGCUCUGGAAUGUUUCUCAGUUCCUCCGAGAGAAAGUAUUCUACGGUACAGGCUAUUGAGAAAAGAAUUGCGGUCUACUCUCAAGUUCCUUCCGAGAACGGUGAGCUUAUCCAAGUAUUGAGGUACGAUAAGGGAGAGUUUUACAAGGCUCAUCAUGACUACUUUUCUGACACCUUUAACAUUCAACGUGGCGGCCAGCGAGUAGCAACAAUGUUGAUGUACUUGAGUGACAAUGUCGAGGGUGGUGAAACAUAUUUCCCUAUGGCUGGAUCAGGCGAGUGCAGCUGUGGUGGGAAGCUCAUGCAAGGUUUGUCCGUAAAGCCAAUCAAAGGCGACGCGGUGCUCUUUUGGAGCAUGGGGUUGGAUGGACAAUCGGAUCCGAAGAGCAUACAUGGAGGAUGCGAGGUUCUCUCUGGAGAGAAGUGGUCAGCCACGAAAUGGAUGCGGCAGAAAUCUGGUUCCUAACUGUUCUUCUACGAACUUGCGCCCUCGCUUUAACUGGUCAAUACUGGGAAGGUACUUCACAUUUCUCCUAGGUCGAUCGGUCAGCCCUUAUACAGCAGAAAAUAUAGAACAGAAGAUAAAAGUAGAGAGUACUAUUUAGAGAAUGUGUAACCUUGAUGCUGUGUGCUUUAGCUGCUGUGCCAUAAAUUAAAUCUUCAUUGCAUCCAAAUUGAUCCUUUGAGAAACAGGGGGGGUUGUUAGGGUCCAUGUACAUACUCUAUAUUAACCUGGAUGGAGACUGAUGAAAUGAUUGUCUUGUUAGUUUGUGUAAUCGACUAAUCGUCAGUUAUCGUUCUAGCGCGAUUUAUAGUGCGAUUUAUAGUUGUUGACUGUGAUUUGUUAGGUUGAGAUGAA